Molecule: messenger RNA, 2103 nt
Organism: Seriola dumerili (greater amberjack)
Lineage: Eukaryota; Metazoa; Chordata; Actinopteri; Carangiformes; Carangidae
Gene: rab1ba
Product: ras-related protein Rab-1B
Exons: 6
Coding region: 265-870 (201 amino acids)
Molecular function (GO): GTP binding; GTPase activity
Source: RefSeq, a predicted model, not a curated record
UCUUGGACUACUCGCUAGCAACGGACACUGAACAGCAGAGAAAAAGGAGUUAAUUACACCUUAACGUGACAAAACAGGGAUAUGUCCGCUAGAAUCAAGGAUAUAUGAAACAGACCAAACACAGAGGAACGACCAGGGGACGAUAACGGAGACGGUACAGCAGCCAUCUAAGUGCCUCGGAUACCCAGACCUUCAAGUCAUCUUUUUUGCCGGAGUAGGAAGGAAGAGUCGAGUCACCGACAGAAAAACAUCCAGAGUGAAACCAUGAAUCCUGAAUAUGACUAUCUGUUCAAGCUCCUGCUCAUCGGAGACUCUGGAGUAGGAAAGUCCUGUCUUCUGCUCCGUUUUGCAGACGACACCUACACAGAGAGCUACAUCAGCACCAUCGGAGUGGAUUUCAAGAUCCGCACCAUUGAGCUGGACGGCAAGACCAUCAAACUGCAGAUUUGGGACACCUGUGGUCAAGAAAGGUUUCGUACCAUCACCUCCAGUUACUACCGUGGAGCCCACGGCAUCAUAGUUGUAUAUGAUGUGACAGAUCAGGAGUCCUACAACAACGUGAAGCAGUGGCUUCAGGAAAUCGACCGCUAUGCCAGCGAAAACGUCAACAAGCUGCUGGUGGGAAACAAGUGCGACCUGACCACCAAGAAGGUGGUGGACUACACAACAGCCAAGGAGUUUGCUGACUCCUUGGCGAUCCCGUUCCUGGAGACGAGCGCCAAGAACGCCACCAACGUGGAGCAGGCCUUCAUGACCAUGGCUGCAGAGAUCAAGAAGCGCAUGGGCCCCGGGGCCACGGCCGGCGGCGACAAGCCCAACUUAAAAAUCGAGAGCACCCCCGUCAGGCAGUCUGGAGGGGGCUGCUGUUAAAGGACCCCCGUGCCUCCACCACCCUGACCAUCACCUCCACUACCUUCACACUGACAUCUCCCGUUCUUCUCCUUCUGUGCCCCCCACCUCCUCACCAUCAUCCCACCAUUCUGCCAUAACACCCUGUAACCCAGCUCUCUGGCCCCCACCCCCUCUGUCCCCCUGCCUGGCAAACAGGAGUAAACUGUAAGAGUAUUAAGAUCAGACCUGCACACCACUCACCAAACACCAGAGAAGAGGAAAGGCAGCCAGUGUGUGAGGGAGACCCCCAGAGGACAGAGAGAAAACACAUGGGGGGGGGUGGGGGGGUGGCAUUGAUCUAGAGUUGAAGAUGAAGUUUAGAGCUUAUCUGUACACACACACACACACACACACAGACACACAGUAGGAGGUGUUCCUGUGUUCCUGAAUAGCAGCAGCCUCUGACUCUGACUCAUCGUUGCCAUUUAUUGAUGAGGAUCCAGGGGAAGCCUGUUCACUGAGCCUCCUCUUCCUCCACCUGUCCUCUUCCUCAGCUCCAUCCUUUCUCUCUUCAGGUGCGUUCAGACACAAAAUGAAGCAAAAUUUUACCCUCAUUUGUUUAAAUGUAAUCGAUUCACCCCAAACAGCUGUACAGAUGUUAGCUCAGAGUUGCUUCCUUCCAGUUUCUCUCACCUCUGUAUGUUUAUUAUGCGCUUACUUGUCUCUCCAUUGACUUUGUAUGUAACUACACAACUCUGACUUUUGCAUCAUACUCUGUCUGAACACACCUUUAAGUUCUCAUCACGCUUCAAACAAACCAGGUCUCUCCGUGUCAUCAUCGUCACGGUGCUGGUCUUGGUCACAGAAGUGGGGAAUGAAAAAACACCAAAGUACAAAUGAUUUCAGACUUUACUCUGAGCAGUUUGAGUCACACUGAGGUCCGUGGUGCUUCAGAGGAAAGUGACACAGUGAACUUAAUCUUAAUAAAGUGUUGUAGUGACCUCAGUGUGAACCAGUAAUGAGAUCAGAGACUGCAGGUGGUCUGACAGUAGCUCCACACCUGAGGUAGAAGAGAGGCGCUGGAGGCCCACUUAAUUCCACAUGUGAACGUUAGAGCUUGGGUGAGGAGGAGGGGGAGGAGAGAACUGUAACAUAUACCGUUUUUUCAUAUGUAAGAGAAAGAAAUGUGACAAAAUGCUGUAACAUUUAGCACCGUGACCUUCUGGAUGACACUAAAUAUUACAGUCAGAGGGCAGAUAGCUCCAGAUGUGG